Anopheles marshallii is the source of this 1143-nucleotide messenger RNA. RefSeq names its product clavesin-2-like. Gene Ontology annotation, cellular component: membrane. The transcript has 2 exons. The record is from RefSeq and is a predicted model, not a curated record. Gene Ontology annotation, molecular function: phosphatidylinositol bisphosphate binding. The coding region runs from base 1 to 1143 and encodes 380 amino acids. Lineage: Eukaryota; Metazoa; Arthropoda; Insecta; Diptera; Culicidae.
AUGUCGGACAUUUGUGAUUUUGAGUGGUCCAACAAUCGGUACCGUCACAAUCUGACCAUAUCGGAGCUAAAGCUGGGCUUCAAUCGGAACGAACCGACCGAUCGCAGCCGGGCGUUGAUCGCCCUGAAGGAACUGAUCGGUGCCAGCCGAGAUUAUGCGCUGAAGGAUAAGUCCUGCUUUCAGGACGACGAGUUCCUGUUUCGGUUUCUGUACGCGCGCAAGUUCAACGUCAACGAGGCGUUCCAGCUGAUCAUCAACUAUCACGCGUACCGGCAGCGCAAUGCGGCCAUCCUGCAGCGUUUGUCGGUGCUGGACGAGACGAUACAGAUUGCGCUGCGGGAUGGAUUCCCCGGUGUGCUAACGAACCGGGAUCGGCGCGGUCGUAAGGUGCUGGUGUUCUUUACCGCCAACUGGGACUAUGCGUCCUACUCCCUAGUCACUGUGUACCGGGCGAUGCUGCUCACGAUCGAGAAGCUGCUGGAGGACAAGCAGAACCAGGCGAACGGAUUCAUCGCGAUCGUCGACUGGACGAACUUCACGUUCCGUCAGUCGUCGAACCUGAAUCCGAAGGUGUUGAAGCUGAUGAUCGAGGGACUGCAGGACUGUUUCCCGGUACGAUUUAAGGCGAUCCACUUUAUCGGCCAACCGUGGUACGUCGAAGCGGCAUUGGCCGUUAUUCGGCCGUUCCUGAAGGAGAAGACCCGCGAUCGAAUAAAACUGCACGGCAGUAAUCUGUCCACCCUGCAUGACUGCGUCGCCCGGGACAUCCUUCCAACCGAGCUCGGCGGCGAGGGGCCCACGUUUAAUCCGCUCAACUGGUACCACGAGCUGCUCGAAUCGAGCCAAACCGUCACGAAACCGGCACCUUCGUACUGUCUCAGCCAGACGCAGAUCUACACCAAAACGCCGGCCCAGUUCGUACCAACGGUCGGCGGCCAUCGGAAAGGGGCCGACCUGUCGCCGACGCAAUCGCCCACGCCAUCACCACCCUCCUCGCUAUCGUCCACGAAUGGGGCCGAAUUUCUGAAGGCGGCCACCAAGGCAGCCGCCGUCAAGAUCGGUGUCCUGACGGCCAAAGCGAACGAUCCGGCCACGAACACGCUGCUCGGUGUGACGACCGGUGCCGGCGGUGGUGAUUUGUGA